AUGACAUCCAAGCCCUCCCUCUAUGGCUUACCCCGGCCCCCGAAAUCCUCCACCACUAACUCAGCCUCCAACUCCGCCUUUACCUCGACCCUCUCCUCCCUCCUCGCCUCCUCCACAACCACGAAACCCCACCCGACGCGCCCCUCAAAACCAAGAUCCAAAGACGACAUCUUCCACACCUCAAACCGCAACACCAAAAAGCGCGCCCUAGCAGACAUCUCCCAAGAUGGCUUGCAACAGACGCACUCCACGACUUCCCAAGACGUGGACGCCGCAUCCUGGCAUCGCUCGAAGCGGAAGAUGGAGGAGAAGAGCAGAUUGUACGCGAGUAUGAAGAGAGGAGAUUACGUGCCUACUACGGGGCACAGGGAUAAGGAACGGGACGGUCUGGUGGAUUUUGAUCGGAAAUGGGCGGAGGGGCCAGAGGGGGAUGGCGAGGGGGAGGAGGGGAGUAGUGACGACUAUGCCACCUCUGGCGACGAAGACGCCGGUGCAAACGGUACGGAAGAGAUGGUAGAAUACGAAGACGAAUUCGGGCGCGUGCGGAAGGGGACUCAGAAAGAGGCCGCGAAGACAACUCGAUCCAUGAACGCGGCGAAAUACGCCGGAGAAGAACUAGCGGAAUCCUCUGCCCUGCCUCAGAGGCCGGAGAAUUUGAUUGUGGGGGAUACAGUGCAAGCGGCGGCUUUCAACCCGGAUGAGAUGGCGCAGAAGCGCAUGGACAAUCUGGUGGGGAAACGGGAUCGGAGUGCCACCCCGCCGGAGGAGGUGCAUUAUGAUGCGAGUAGUGAGGCGAGGAGUAAAGGGGUGGGGUUCUAUAGGUUUAGUAGGGAUGGGGAGGAGAGGAAGGGGCAGAUGGAGGAGUUGGGGAGGGCGAGGGAGGAGACGGAGAAGAUGGGGCGGGAGAGGGAGGAACGGAGGGAGAGGAAGAAGAGGGAGGUGGAGGAGCGGAGGAAGGAGAUUGCGAGAAGGAGGGGAGAGAAGAUGGCAGAUCAAUUUUUGGAGGGGUUGGAUGUUGGGUGA
Bacidia gigantensis is the source of this 1023-nucleotide messenger RNA. RefSeq lists its product as uncharacterized. The coding region runs from base 1 to 1023 and encodes 340 amino acids. NCBI's taxonomy places the organism in Eukaryota, Fungi, Ascomycota, Lecanoromycetes, Lecanorales, Ramalinaceae. Gene Ontology annotation, cellular component: nucleus. The record is from RefSeq and is a predicted model, not a curated record. The transcript has a single exon.